This is a messenger RNA of Xyrichtys novacula (pearly razorfish), 2325 nucleotides long. The record is from the annotation of a GenBank genome assembly. NCBI's taxonomy places the organism in Eukaryota, Metazoa, Chordata, Actinopteri, Labriformes, Labridae.
AUGUUGGAUAACAAAAGAGUGCCUGCAACGCUAACCGAAGGAAUAAUCUCGCUAAUUUUCAAAAAAGGUGACAAUAAACUUAUCAAAAAUUACCGCCCCAUCAGUCUACUGAAUACUGAUUACAAAAUCCUAACAAAAAUUCUAGCAAAUAGACUAAAACAGGUUUCGGGUUCCAUCAUAAAUAGUACACAAUCUUACAGCAUACCAGGAAGAGACAUCAGUGAUUCCAUAUUGACCAUAAAAGAAACAAUACAUAACAUGCAGAAAGACAAAGGGUUUCUGCUCAGUAUAGAUCUUGAAAAAGCGUUUGACAGAGUUGAUCACACUUUUCUUUUCAAUAUUCUACAGGCUUUUGGUUUCGGUUCAAAAUUCAUCAACUGGAUAAAACUUCUUUACAAUAAUGCAAAAAGCUGUAUUAAGGUCAAUGGUUUCCUCACAGAAUUUUUCACAAUAAACAGAUCAGUUAGACAAGGUUGCCCACUAUCAGCACUACUCUAUUCAAUAGUAGCAGAACCCUUAGCUCUUCAUAUCCUACAGGACAAAGACAUUAAAGGAAUACCAACAGGUUACAACAGAACAACAAAAAUAACCCAGUAUGCAGACGACAUAAACAUCAUGGUUUUAGACAGCCAUAGUAUCGAUAAGGUUUUGAAACACAUUCAUGAUUACGAGAAGGUAGCUGGAGCGAAAAUGAACCUGGAAAAGAGCGAGAUUAUGUUUUGUGGAUCAAAUGUUGACAGCGUAAAUAAAUGGAACUUUGCAGAAGUAAACAAACCAAAAAGAAUCCUGGGUGUUUAUGUUGGGAAAAACGAAAAUGAAGCAACAAGAACCAACUGGGAAAUAGUGAUUACCAAAACAAAAAAUAUUCUCAAUCUCUGGAAAGCCAGAGGUUUAACACUAAAAGGAAGGGUAAUUGUAACAAAUGCACUAGUACUGUCCAAAAUCAACCAUAUAAUGGGGGUCUGUGAGUUGCCGCAUUGGGCGCUAAAUUCACUCAAUAGUGUAAUAUCCUCCUUUUUGUGGAGAGGAAAGGGAAAUCUGAUCGCUCACAGAGUGCUAAUUGCUAACAAAAGGGAGGGGGGUUUAGGGCAGAUUGAUAUUGGAGCCAAAAAAGAUGCGCUCAGGGCAAAAUUAAUUAGUAAAUUUCUAGAUCCAAACAGGCACUAUCCCUGGGAGGACGCGCUGGCAAGCCAAUUGUCCAACUUCGGGCUGAGGGACGUACGCAAUCUGUGUAUACUUCACCCGGAGAAGGUAGUUGGUGAGCUUAAGCCGUUCUACCGGGAGAUUGUUGAGGCAUGGGGCAAAUUGCUGCCCCACCUCAUGCCGAUAUGCAGGAAUAAAGAGGAUGUGUUUCGAUUACCCUUCCUUAAAAACCCUUGUUUUUUGCAUAAGGGGAAAACAAUAACGAGUUCACACCUGAUGGAGGCUGGUCUGUUGUGGAUCAGAGAUAUAAUGAAUGAUGACUUUAGCGUCAAACUAGAUUUUAUUUUUGGUGUGCUAAAAAACAAAAAUAUUAAUUUCAGAAAAUGCAGCAUAAGGUCAAUUACGGAAAAAAUAAAAAAUACAGUAACUCUGUUUUGGGAAAGAAUAAUGCAGACAAAAGACAUCUCGAUGCAGAACGAUGACUUGAAUUUCCUCCUGUGCCAAAACAAUAACCCGGUCCCAGUGCAAGAGAUUAAAACAAAAGCAUGGUACAAACUCCUCAUAGCCGAAAUCAAAAGAACUCCAACUACCGAAAAGAUCUGGGCUCAAAUCUUUCCGGGUUUUAACACCAAAUCAAUAUGGACCAGUGGGGGAGGUCUCUUCACUCCCCCAACGCUACAACAUCUAGAUUUCAAAAUUAAGCACAGGAGGAUUUUCACAGGCAUCGUUCUGCAUCAAAUCAACAAGGGAAAAUACGAAAGAAAAUGUAAAAAAUGCAAUGAACAGGAUGAAGAUUUGGAGCACCUCUUCUUGGAUUGUAGUCUUGUAAGAGCCUUCUACUCCACAAUACGGCGGACAAUACAGAGCGCCUGCAAUUUCCACUGUGGAAGUGACACGGAAUGGACUUUGCUUUUUUUAUUCGGACUAAAAAAGAAUUCUGCACAUCAGCAUACUCACAUCAUCAACACCAUCCUCAGCUACACAAGAUUUUCAGUCUGGACUGUCAGGAACUAUGCUUUAUACGAAAACCGGACUCUGUCACUGCUUCCUUUUUUCAAAACCCUAUUUCUGAACCAUCUGAAAAACUGCUUCUUCGCCAUCCCGGACACUUUCAAUCAGCUUUUGAACACUGGACACACUCUUUUUACAGUACAUCAAAACAAUAUCACACUUAAUUUAUGA